Molecule: messenger RNA, 1519 nt
Organism: Eubalaena glacialis (North Atlantic right whale)
Lineage: Eukaryota; Metazoa; Chordata; Mammalia; Artiodactyla; Balaenidae
Gene: ZSCAN4
Product: zinc finger and SCAN domain containing 4
Exons: 4
Coding region: 169-1503 (444 amino acids)
Biological process (GO): regulation of transcription by RNA polymerase II
Molecular function (GO): RNA polymerase II cis-regulatory region sequence-specific DNA binding; DNA-binding transcription factor activity, RNA polymerase II-specific
Source: RefSeq, a predicted model, not a curated record
GCUCAGAGAUGCCUGUACCACGAUGUGAUGCUGGAGAAUUUUGCACUUACAUCUUCAUUGGCUUGCAGUUCUUAAACAUCCACCAGUUGUUGAAAGAGAUCCCCCAAGAAACAAGUCAGCAGAGAUUGAAUCCCUGAAGUUGUGGCUUUCUGAGAAUUCUUGUUAAGAAUGGCUUUAGACCUUAGAAUCUCCUUUCAAGAUGAACCAUCCAGGAAGGAUCCAGGGUCAGAUAAUCUAGAGCUUAAACCCAGCCAAGGAUCUGCCAUCCAGGAGGGAGAGGGGAUCUCUGAGUUCCGGAGCACUCAGCUCAGCUUAUUUCAAAACAGCAAUAACUCAUGUGCAAGGCAGGAGCUGCAAAGACUCUAUAAAUUAUUUCACUCAUGGCUGCAGCCAGAAAAACACAGCAAGGAUGAAAUAAUUUCUCGUUUGGUCCUGGAACAGUUUAUGAUCAAUGGCCGCUGCGGUGACAGGUCCACUUUACAAGAGAAAUGGAAUGCAAGCGGCAGAAACCUGGAGAAAUUCAUGGAAGAUCUGACCGAUGAUGGCAUGAAGCCACCUGGCUUAGUCCACGUCCACAUGCAGGGACAGGAAGCCCUCUUUUGUGAGAAUAUGCCCUUAAGAGAAGUCAUUGUUCACUUCACAAAACAGUUGUCGACAGGAACUCCAGCAAGAGAGAACAUGGGGACACCUUUCUGGACUCCUCAAGAUACUUCCCUGGAAACAAGACAAAGUGAGUGGGGAAAGCCCAGUGAAGGUAAAGAAAAUGGUGGCAACAUUUCUUUGAAAACAUGUCAAGUAAAUGACCGUAUUACUAGUCCAAACAAUCAACUACCUUUCCUACUCAUUAUCCAAGAAGAGAACAGUCCGAGGCCUGAAGAAGGAGGUGUUUGUUUGGAGAAUCCACUCAGCUCCAGAAAAGCAGGUCCAGGCCCCUCCAGGUCCCAGGAAGGGUCCCUGAAAGGACCCUCCUAUCAAGAUGUCCUUGUGGAGGUGGAACCAGAGUUUCUCUUCAAGCCAGACCAGGUCACCCUUGAGCCUGUUUCUACCCACCAGAGCACUGAGGGGAACUCUGCACGUGGGGAACACCAAGAAAGAUUCCACGGAGCCCCAAAAGUAUACAAAUGUGAGACGUGUCCCAAGAUCUUUAGGUAUUCCUCUCGGUUAAAAGUUCACCAGAAAAGACACAAUAAUGAGAGGACAUAUAUUUGUGCCGAGUGUGGCAAAGGCUUCUUCCAGGCAUCAGACCUACAUGUGCAUCAGAGGAUUCAUGCAGGAGAGAAGCCUUUCAUGUGCAGCAUGUGUGAAAUGGCCUUCAGCCACAAAACCAACCUUCGGGCUCACGAGAGAAUCCACACGGGAGAGAAGCCCUAUGUAUGUUCCCUUUGCCAGAGACGCUUCCGCCAGUCCUCCACCUACCACCGCCACCUUAGGUUUCACCAGAAAAUUGCCCUCAAAAGUGUUCCCUCCACACUAAAUGCUUCCUUGGCUAUGGCCCCAAUGUGAUGUAUAGAAAUUAUGU